Messenger RNA from Aphidius gifuensis, 5759 nucleotides. RefSeq lists its product as uncharacterized. The coding region runs from base 921 to 5759 and encodes 1612 amino acids. The record is from RefSeq and is a predicted model, not a curated record. The transcript has 3 exons. Lineage: Eukaryota; Metazoa; Arthropoda; Insecta; Hymenoptera; Braconidae.
UUUAUUAGUUUAAAAAUGUUUUAUUUACUCAAUAUAUAAAAUUAAUUUUUAAUUUUUUUGAAAAUUAAUCUUUAAUAUAUUUCAAAUAUAUAUUUAUUUAAAAGAAUAUAUAUAUUAAACAAAAAAAAAAAAAAAAUAAUAAAUAAAUAAAGUUAUAAUUUUAUAAACUCAAUAAACCCGUUUACCUAAAAAAUGUGAUAAUCAAGAUAUAAAAAGAAAAUUUAUUGGGAAAAAAUAUUUUUUAACAAAAAAGAAAAAUACAAAAAACAAAAAAAAAAACAUUUAAAAUGAUGAUAAUAAUAAUUACUUGAUACAGUAAAAGACCAAGCUGGCGUAAAUAUCCACCUGAUAUCACCCUUUGAACUUUUUUCAUACGUCCAUCCUAAUAAUUAUAAUAAUAAUAAUAAUAAAUAAAAUAAAUAAAAUACAAGGCUAAGGUUUUCUUUAGCAAAAUUUUCGGUUUCAGAAUCGUCUUUUUGCUCUCAUUGAAUAAUAAAUAAAUAUAUAUAUAUAUAUAUUAAACUCAAAUUUUAGAUCCUGGCAUUGAUACAAGAAUUGGCCCGUGGGUCGAUGCACACACCUAGUAAAAAAAUAAAUUAAAAAAAAAAAUGAUAUUCAACUGAAAUGCAGUAAUGCGCUCGCGCACAUAUUCGACAAACCAAUACAAAGUAUUUACACUGGUGGGAUAGUAAAAAGAAAAAAAAAAUUAAAUUCUAAAAAUAAAUGUAAUGUAAAAAAUAUAUUCAAGUAUUGAGAAUUAAGUCGUUUGAAAAUCAUCAUCAUCAUCAGAUUUGUCAAAUGUGGAAAAUUAGAAAAAAGAAAAGAAAAAAAAAAAAAGAAAAUUAUUUUAUUUUAUUUAAUAAUAAAUAGAAUAAAAUUAAUUUUUUUUUUUUUUUCUAAAUUAUAAAUAUUAAAAAAAUAUGGAAAGUGAAAGAGGACGUUCAAGGGCAUCAUCAACAUCAAGUCUUGGCAGAGAGGUACGAUGUGGUUGUCAAUUUUUCCAAAGUGAUUUAUUAUUACCCGAAAGAAGUGCCAUGAUUAUGUCAAGACCAGGAUCACCAACAUCUAGAAAUAUAAAUCCAGUUAUUCGAAAUACUUGUGAUCAUGAGUACGAGCCGGUUGGUGGUGGACUCUUGAUGACAAGGACAUUGACAACUUCAGAUACAGCACCAGUUGUCAGGAUAAUCGAUACAGAUAUUGGUCCAGUUGCUGAUAGCGAUGAUGAUGGAAUUGAUAUACGUGGACGUUAUACACCUGGUCCAAUACUUGAGGGUGAUGAAUUGGUAUUACCGCUUGAUGGACAAAUUGAAGAUAGAGCUAUGGAUUCAAGAGAACUUGGAAGUGGUGAUACAUCUGAUGAAAUUGAAACAGCACAACAAUUACAAGAUCGUAUUGAAGAAAGAUUUCUUAAUAGUGUAACUCCUUGUACCGAAUCAAGAACUGAUGCCGAAAUCAAUACGAGUCAGGUGGAUUCGUCGGUGAUGGAGGAGUUGCCACUAAGACGUGGUGCCCGUGGUUUACCAAAUCGUUUACGUUUACAAGCUGAUAAAUUACGAACACGUUUAAAAUCAAUUCAACGACCGAAUUUUAAUUUUCCAAUUGAACGUAAUAAAACACGAAAAUCACGUUCAUCAGAACGUACUAAAAAAACAACAGAUAAAUUACGUAAUUCACAAAAAAAUAAAAAAAUUAAAAAAAAUGAUAAAUUAAAAACAACUGAUACAACAAAUAAUAAUAAUAUAAAUAAUGAAAAACAAAGUAGAAUACAAAAAUUACGUUCAUCAAUACAAGAACAUUCAAAAUUUUCAUUUCCUGAUAAAUCAAAAUUUCAUUUGCCAGAACGUCCAAAAAUUAAUUUACCAAAUUUUACAAAAUUUACAAAUAAAACAAAUUUUCAUAUGCCAACAUUAAAACGUCAUACAACAACAACAACAACAUCAUCAUCACAAGCUUUACCAAGUUCGAAUGAAACAACUGCUGGUUCAAGAAAAAGUAUAUUUGAUUUUUCAACAGUACCAAGAUUUUUUGAUAAAAAAACAAAACAACAACAACAACAGCAUGAUUAUACAACAUCAUCACCAAAAGAUUCAUGUGCUGAUCCAACUGAAUCAGCAACUUUUCCACGUACUAAAAAAACAAAAUCAUUUAGUGAAAGAUGGACACAAAAAUUUACUGAUUUAAAAUUUACAAAUAAUGAUGAAAUUAAAUUAGCAAAUGAACAUGAAAAACCAUGGAUACAUGGAUCACAAGAAAAACCAAGAUUAUCAUUACGUCCACAAGAAUCAUUAGAUGAUUCUGAACAAUUACCAUGGGAAGCAUCUGAUGGUCGUAGACCAAGUCAACAACAUGAAGAGAAUUCAUAUGACGAUGAUAUUGUUGAGGUUGACAAUCAAGAACGUAUGAUUAAACAAAAAUUUAAAAAAAUAUUAAGACAACAAUCAUCUGAAUCUUAUGAUAAUGAUAUACCACAAAUUGAUCCAAGAUUAUAUGGUGAUCAAGCAAUAAGACGUUUUGAUUCUGAAGAAACAGAUGAAAAUAAUAAAACAAAUGAUGCUGAUGAUGAAUUUAGAGUAUCAUUUGAACCAGUUGAUCCAAGAAGACUUAAAAAAUGUAUAUCAUCUGAGGAAGAUGAAGAAAUUGUUAAUGAAAAUUUACAUGAUAAUUUAUCAAGUGAAGUUGAAGAUGAAUCAAUGAGAUCAGAUAGAGAACAACAAGCAUCAAGUGGUUCAUCAUGUGAUCGAAGACGUCGUGGAGUUAUUGAAACAAUUGAUUCAGAUGAAUUUUUUUUACGUGCUAAAGGUAUAAGUGAAGAUGAAGAUAUGCAUAAUGGUGAAUAUUUAAAUACAGAAAUUAAAAAUGCAUUAAGAAAACCAGUAACAGCACAAGAAGUUAUUAUAUUAGAUGGUGUACCACCAGAAAGACCUGUACGUAUGAGAUCAUUUCGUAAACGUAAAGAAUCAUAUGAAUCAUCUGAAGGUAAUAAUUCAUUAAAUUGUACAAAACGUAUAUUAAGAAGAAGUGAAGAAUCAGAUUUUGGCUCAAAUAUUAUACAAAAUGAUGAUAGUUAUUCAGGAUCAAGACAUCGUGUUGUUUAUCAUACUGAAUCUGUACCAUUAAAUUUACCAAAUGAACCAUUAGAUGAUCUUAUUGUUAUAAAACCAAUUAGAAGAAAAUCAAAAUUAUCAUUGAGAAGUACAUCACAAGUACCAAUUGAAAUUAUACAAGAAAUACCAUCAUCAAAUUUACAACAACAACAAGAACAAGAACAACAACAACAACAACAACCACCUCCAAUUAUACCAAGAAGAAAAAAACAUCAAGAAAUUAAAAAUACACAACAACAACAACAACAACAAAACGUUAAUGAUAAUAAAGAAAAUAUUGAAAAAGAAAUAUUUGGUAAUUAUACAAAAACAGAAAUACCAAUAAAACCAGCAAGAUGUUCAAGUCGUGAAACAAUAAAUUUAAAAAAUAAUAAAAUAAAUGAUGAUAAUAAUGAAUGUGUAGCACCAAUAGCACCAAGUAGACGUUCAAGAUCAAGAGGUACAUCAAUUGCACAAGAUGAUGAUAGAACAUCACGUGGAGCUGAAUCAAUGUCUGAUAUUGCAUAUGCAGAUGAUGACGAUGAUGAUGUAAAUGAUGGUGAUGAUGAUGAAGCUGAUAAUAAGAUAAAAAUUGAUUAUCCAGGCUAUGCACUUAUUGAUAAAAAAGAAAAAAAACCACCAAGACCACCACCACCACAACGUCAUAGAGAUAAAUUUUCAACUGCACCUAGAUUAUCAAAACAUACACCAUCAAGACCAGAAAGAGGAUAUAGUACAUUAAAAACAAGAACACCAACUCCAAUUAAUAGAGCAUUAAAUACUCGUGAUGUGUCAAUGUCAUAUUUAGAUAGUGAUGAUAUGGAUGAUAAUGAACAAAAAAAUCUUUUAAGUGGUGAAGUAUUAUUUAAAAUGUCAAAACGACCAUUACCAGCACCACCACGUCCACCAAGAUCAAGAAGAUCAAUUAAUAAAAUAAAUCAUGAUGAUGAUGAUGAUGAUGAUAAUAAUACUGAAUCAAUUGAUGAUAAUACUGAUGAUAUAUUGCAUGAUGAAUAUGCACAUUUAUCAACUCAAACUGAUCCAUUACCAGAUGAUUUAAUGAUUGAAGAAAUUACACAAGCAAGAUUAAUCAUGACACCAUCUGAAGAUGGAAGUCAAAUAUUUAUUUCAACUGAAAGAAUACCAUCACCAUUAAGUAGUACAACAUCAAAAAUAAUUAAUAAAAAUUUAAAAAAAAGAAAAAAAACAAAUUCAAGAUUAUCAACAAAUUCAGAAUCUGAUAUACGUCAAUCACGUAUAAAUUAUGAAAAUUAUGAUACACCUAAUGUACCACCAUUACCAUUUUAUACAGAUGAUGAUAAUAAUACACCACAAAGACCACCAAGAACACGUAGUCAUAGUUUAUCUAUACCAAAAGAUUCAGCUAAUAAUAAUAAUAAUGAAACACGUGCAGCUAUUAUUGAAGCAUUAGAAGAAAGAUUAUCAGCAUUAUUAGCAAAUGAAACACUUAGAAUUGGUAGUUUAGAAGUUGGUGAUUUACGUUGUGAUAAAUUAAAUGUAUCACAACUUGAAGCACAUAAAAUUGUUGCAUCAGAAAUUGAUGCAAUUGUUAUAACAGCAACUGAAUUAACAAAUUCUGGUGAAACAAGUAAUAAUAAUAAUAAUAUAUUAAAUCCAACAGUUUUAAAUGAACUUAUUGCAAUUAAAAGUCAAUUAGAACAAUUUGUUUUACAAAAUCAUCAUGAAACUACAAAUCCAAUAUCUGAAAUAUCAACAAAUACAAUUGAAGAAGUUGAAGAAAAAAUAAUAAAUAAAGAUGAAACAAAAUCAGAUAAAUUACAAUUAGAUUUAUUAUCAAGAAGUACUGAAACACGUGCAAUAUAUUCAACUCAUGGUAUUCAAUCUCAUCAAUCUCAUCAUCAUCAUCUGCAACAACAACAACAACAACAACAACAACAACAACAACAACAACAACAACAACCAGUAAUAACAGAAGCACCACAAAAAAUUGAAGAAAAUCGUGAAAAAUCAAUAUCAAGAUCACGAUCAAAUUCACCAAGUAAAACAACUUUAAGAUUAAGACAAACAGCAUCACCAGUUAGAUCAUUACCACCAGUAAUAUCGGUGACACCAGAUUCACCAGAUAAUAUUUGUCAAAAAUUAGAAACAAGUGAAAUAAAAGCACAACGUGCUAAAAUAUCAUAUACAAAUGAUACAUCACCAAAUACAACAAGACCAUCAUCACCACAAUCACGUUCAUCAACACCACAAACACGUCCAUUAUCAACACCACCACCACUACCACCAACAACAGGAACAACAAUAUUUGAAUUACCAACUAAUAAUCAAUCAUCACAACAACAACAAUUUAUAACAUUUCAAAAUUCCCAAAUACCACCACAAUUUUAUACACUAGCAUCACCAAAUCAAUUAAAUAAUAGUAAAGAUAUACAAGAAGAACCAAGUAUUAUUUGUAUGACACAACAAUUAUUACGUGCAUUACAAUUACUUGGUAUGCGUGCAAUAAGACAUCUUGUACAUUAUGUUACAACAAGAUUAAGACUUGAUGAAACUGAAGCUAAAAUACGAGAAGUUGAACUUGCAUUUUGUGCACUUUUACUUAUUAUUGCUGGUUUAUUAAUUGUUUGUUUUGCUGGUCCACGCACAAUAACUCAUCAUCAUCAUUGGGAUUAUUUUAAUCCACCAAGAUUAUAA